Macrosteles quadrilineatus (aster leafhopper) is the source of this 4484-nucleotide messenger RNA. Its product is annotated as longitudinals lacking protein-like. Gene Ontology annotation, biological process: regulation of transcription by RNA polymerase II. The record is from RefSeq and is a predicted model, not a curated record. Bases 131 to 4114 code for a protein of 1327 amino acids. Gene Ontology annotation, cellular component: nucleus. NCBI's taxonomy places the organism in Eukaryota, Metazoa, Arthropoda, Insecta, Hemiptera, Cicadellidae. The transcript has 5 exons. Gene Ontology annotation, molecular function: protein binding.
CUUGGGUUGAGCAACCGACGCCGCCCGAUCUCUCCCGCUCUGCGUCAUAGUUGCUUUGAGGGAAGAACGGACAACACGUCGCAGUAAUGCUUGGAAUCAUUGUGAUAUUUUAAGAUAGUGACUAAAGAAAAUGGCGGAUCAACAAUUCUGUCUGCGAUGGAACAACCAUCAAUCCACUUUGAUCUCCGUGUUCGACACCCUGUUAGAAAAUGGGACUCUGGUAGACUGCACACUUGCUGCGGAGGGGCAAUAUUUGAAAGCACACAAAGUGGUUUUAUGCGCCUGCAGCCCUUAUUUGGAGGCACUGCUGAGCCAGCAUUAUGAAAAGCAUCCAAUCGUCAUUUUGAAGGAUGUCAAGUUUUCGGAGCUCAAGUCCAUGAUGGAUUACAUGUAUCGAGGCGAAGUCAACAUUUCCCAGGAUCAACUAGGAACGUUUCUGAAGGCUGCUGAAUCUCUACAAAUCAAAGGGCUCUCGGAUAAUGGAGCUGAUGGAGAUGCACGAGAUGUCGGAUCGACGCCUAAAGCUCCUCCUCCUAGAAAACCAAAUGUACCUGCCCCUUCGAGCCGUUCUGAACCUGCCAGACCUGACAGCCCGCUGACGGACGGAAGUAUGUCGCCUUCUUCAAGAAAGAGGAGAAGAGUUAGAAGAAGCUCUCAGGAUGAAGACAGUCAUAUAGAAAACAACUGUGAUCUUCCAAGUCAAGCUCAAUCCACCCCAGUUCCUAACAUUCCCGCAGCGACUUCAUCCAUCACCACCACUCCCAUCGUUAAACCGGCCAUUGUUAAACCUGAACAGACUGAAAUUAAUAGGGUAGAUACAAAUUCGUUACCAGCAGAUGUGCUAAAGAAGGAAAUAGAGCCUAUUAGUGAGCCCCUGCUAGAACCUAAGACUGAGUACCUGGAAGAUGUGAAUAACGAAGAUAGUGUUGAGGACCUGACGCUGGAUGAUGAUGACGACAUGGAUGGCAUGGAUAUCUCCAAUAUGUCAAACAUGAGCAACAUGUCAAGGCCCGGACCAUCCCAUGGCAACGAUAUCUCAAAUCAAGGUUUUGCGGCUUGGAAUUUGGGUGCUAACCAGUCAGGUACAGAUGAAGUUUUCAUGGCGGCACAGGAAGCAGUUAACCAACACAGGGACUCACAAGAUGAUGUCAGUAGAAGCCAGUAUUCCCCACCCGACGCUGAGCUCUGGAAUCCCCUUUCGGCCAUUUUGAUCCCUGUUCCUCCCGAUCCUCAGUUUAUCAGUCAAGUUGAGGACCUUGGACUGGAUCUUUCUUCAUCAGACGAAUCAGACAUAUUUGAGGAAGACACUAAACUUCCUGGGAUUAAAGUUUUGAAACCUCAGCAAAAGAAAGCUGUUGCAGCAGACCAAACAGAGUCGUCUGUUGAUCAGGUUAAAACUGCAAAUGUUGACGAAUCUGAUUGUGUUAAGCCUGAUCCCGUCCCAGAAGAAAAGCCUUUUUCUGCAAAAACUGACAAAAUAUUUGAAUUUAAAACACUUCCCGUUCAUGAAGAUUGCGUUGGGCCUGAUCCGGUCCCAGAAGAGAAGCCUGUUUCUGCAAAAACCGACAAACUAGUUGAAUUUAAAACAACACCUGUUCAUGAAGAUUGCGUUGGGCCUGAUCCUGUCCCAGAAGAGAAGCCUGUUUCUGCAAAAACCGACAAACCAGUUGAAUUGAAAACACCUCCUGUUCAUGAAGAUUGCGUUGGGCCUGAUCCCUUCCCAGAAGAGAAGCCUGUUUCUGCAAAAACCGACAGACCAGAUGAAUUGAAAACACCUCCUGUUCAUGAAGAUUGCGUUGGGCCUGAUCCCUUCCCAGAAGAGAAGCCUGUUUCUGCAAAAACCGACAGACCAGAUGAAUUGAAAACACCUCCUGUUCAUGAAGAUUGCGUUAAGCCUGAUCCCGUCCCAGAAGAGAAGCCUGUUUCUGCAAAAACCGACAAACCAGUUGAAUUGAAAACACCUCCUGUUCAUGAAGAUUGCGUUGGGCCUGAUCCCUUCCCAGAAGAGAAGCCCGUUUCUGCAAAAACCGACAGACCAGAUGAAUUGAUAACACCUCUUGCUCAUGAAGAUUGCGUUAAGCCUGAUCCCGUCCCAGAAGAGAAGCCCGUUUCUGCAAAAACCGACAAACCAGUUGAAUUGAAAAGACCUUCUGUUCAUAAAGAUAUUUACGGUAAAUCCUCAGUGUUGCUUACUGCAAAUGUCAAAGAAAAAUAUGGGGCUGGCUCCAACAAAUCUCCCAAAAAAGAUUAUAGAACUGACACAGUUAAUGAUUCUGAUGGGUCUCACCAGUCUAAACCGACAUCUGACUUUGUUGAUGGCAAACCGUCCUUUAAUGACUGCACUUCAUCAGAAGAAUCUUUAAAAAAAAUAGAUUUUCAAUCAACUAAAACCACAUACAAACUAUCCAGUCCAUCUCUAAAAGAAUUGUGCUCUAAAAAAUUGGAAAUUGUUUUAGAUAGAUGUGAUGUGAACAUGCCAAAGCACCCAGGCCAAUUUAAAGCCUACGAUGACAAAGGUAGACCAAGUAAUUCAUUGAACAUGUUAUUAUUGACCAGUGAAAACACAUUCAUGGAUUCCAUGCCUAAUAUACCCGAAGUCGAGUCUUCGGAGAAUAGUAGUGGUGAGUUUGUAAAUAAUGAAGUUAUCAAACUAGGAAAGAUGUCUACUGUAAAAGCUUCCAAUUUUUCUGAGCAAGAAAAAACAAUUGAUGGUAACUCAGGUGAAGUUGUGGCAGAAGAAGAAGAUAUUGACUCUGCUAUAAAAAACAACAAUAAAUCCUGUAAGAGAAAACAAGAAGAAAAUAACCAAUCAGAUUCUUCUACUGUAAUUCAAGGAAAGAAUUAUCCUAUAGAUGGGAAUGAUAUCGAAACUCACAAUGCAAUUGAAGACACAUGUACUCAAUUAAAAGUUUUCAACAAGAAACCUGCCUCAAAUCUUCGACAAAAUUCUUCAUUCAAAGGAAGUUCAAAGUCGCAGAUUAAGGAAUCGCAGGAUUUUGAGGUUGAAAACAAGAAACUUGUUCAACCUGUUAUUUCCCCAUUGAGAAAACCCCUCAAAAACAGCCCAAAAAAGAUUGCAGAAAAGGAAAAGGAAAAUAAAAAUAUUGAAAUGGAUGAAAGCACUCAGGACUUUUUGAUAAGCUUAGGCAUUUUGAAACCAAAUCAGUCUGACAAUGAUUUUGAGAAAUCUACAAAUAAAAAGCGGGAUAAACUUAUAGUCAAGUUUGCUUCUUUUAAUACAAACAAAAACCAACGGGCAGACAUUGAAACACAAAAGAAAAGAGCUGCAAGUAGUUCCCCUGAGAAGCGAACUCCGAAAAAAUCCAAAACUGUUAAAACCUCACCAUUAUUUACAUCCACGCCGUACCCAACCAUUUCAAAAGCUACGGUAAAGCUAGAAACUGACAAAGCAUUAGAAGCUGGUGAUGCUUACAAAGAAAAAGAUAAUGGUGUUGCUGAUUCAAUGAGAAAAUCAAUCUCUGAUCAACAAAAAGCAAACAAAUGCACGACAGUGAAAAAAUCAAACAACGAUGAAAUGUUAAAAUUCUUGAAAAAAAUUAACAUAUCUGAGGAAACAUUUCCAGAACUAUGUAUCAAAAAAGAACCUACUAACGAGAUACAAAGAAUAAAAAAAGAACCGGUGGAGGAUGAUUCAGAUGGAGGAUAUGAUAACAAAUCUUUUGAUAGGUUUUCUUAUACCACUUCAGUUAGCGAAGACUUAAUCAAAGCAGGAACAUCAAAGAUGGCUCGGCAGCAAACUCGACCUCAGAAGAUGAAAGCCUCCAAAGUAAAGAGAACAGAGGUUGCUGAAAAUCCUCCCUCUCCUCCUAUAUUUGCCACAAUAUCUUGUCCAGACAUUAAUAGUGAGAAAAAAGACAUUUUCAAUGUCCCACUGGAAACAGAGGAUUUCGAAAAAGCAUGUCCAGUAAUACUCAAUGCAAAGCCAAAACCACAGAGUCCUUUCGCGAAUGUGGUGCCUGGUUCAAAACUCAAAUCUCGACACAACAAACCAACUAACUUCACUUGUCAAUACUGUUGCAAGGAAUUCAGUACAAGAAGAACUUUAAAAAGACACCUCGAACAUCGUUGUAAAAACAAAUUUUUGUUUCAAUAACCAUCUUUUUAAGCUGUCAAAUAAGCUGUAAUUUUAUAAACACAUUAUUUAAAUGAUACGCAACAUUUAAAUGACUUUUCAAUGUGUUGAAACAAUACAGUUAGCAAACACGUAUUUUUAUAAGAAAUCUGUUGUACAGUUUGUACAUUACCUUAUUGUAGACUUUACUAGGAACAUGUAUUUUAUGUCCUAAAUUUUGUUUGCAAAAUUAGCUACCCAUUUGAUUUGUGUUGCAUAUGAUAAAACUUUUUCCUAAUUCAGAGAAAAGCAAAAAUGUAUACCAAAAUGUGUUUUUGGAUAGUUAUCUUUCCCAGAAAAUAAGAGUUUUGUUAAUGUUAUUUUGCAAUAAUAAAUUUGUGUUAUCCUUUCA